UCCUCUCUCUCUCUCUCUCUGUUCUCUCUACAACCCUCUCUGUCUUUUAUCUGCUCUCAGGCCAUUCUAUCUAUUUCACCAACAACAGUUAGCUGGGAGACAGAGAGGAUGGAACAACAGGAGGAUUUCUUAAUAUCUGUUCAACAGCGUUCUGCAGUCUGCCGACGUCUGUUAGAGAAGAGUGAACUUUUUUCGCCACAGUGGGAUAUCUCUACUCGCAGGAAGUGUGUGAUUUUCUAACAAAAGGAUAUCUUGAUAAUAAGAUGUCUCUCUUUUUCUGGAAGAAUGGAUUGUUGAUGCUGCUUCUAUACUAACUGAGGCCUUGCUUACUGAAGAUGAUAGCUGGAUAUACACAGUCAGUAAUGUCAGUGUAUCCCCGAAGAAGACACAGGGAGCAGAAGCUUCUGGACGUGGAGGCAGUAAAGUCUAACAGGGAGGAAGAUGAGGAAAAAGAUUGUUUGCAGCAGCUCUCCCUCUGUCCUGCUUGCGACCAGAGCUAUGACAUCGUCCUGUUCCUGCCGUGCUCUCACACCAUGUGUGGUCACUGCAUAGCAGCCGGAGAGGGAAUAAGAUCAGGUCAGUCUCCUCACCGUGGCGUCGGCCUGCCGGUCUGCUCUGUGCUGUGCCCACGCUGUCGACAUCCUGUGGAGCUGCCAUGCUGGACCUGGUCAUCUGCCACUUCCUGUCUCCCAGAACAUCCCACCCUGAGUCCCGCAUGUGUCAGUAGGGAGACCGGCACCAAGGAGGGAGCUUCUGUAGAUCACCUUCAAUAUGUGCAGGGGGACACAUACUGCUGGGAUGCAGGUGACAUGACAGCAAAGAGCUGUUUACAUGAAUUGUGUACACUCUCCCUAUUUGACCCAGGCUCCAAUGCUGCCAGUUCCUCAGUAGCACCAGUGGAUGUAGACCUACGAGAGGAGGAGAUGGAGCGGUCUGUCUUCGGACUAUGUUUUGCUCUGGACCGUUCAACUGUCCCUCCAUCGCUCCAUCUUUCCGACUCCUCCCUCACCGUCACCUACCGAGAAGAGGGCCCUCCUCCUGGUCCACCUCCGGACAGCAAGGUCAGGAGAUCAGCGACCUCUGACCCCGAAGUUACACUGGCCCUCCCCCAGGUCUGCGCUGAUGUUGUCAUUGCACGAGGACAGUAUUACUGGGAGGUGGAUGUCUGUAACAGCUCCGUCUACAGGAUCGGUGUGAGAUCACCGGAUGGUUCUGGCGGCUGGUGGCUUGAAAGGCAGGGCUUGUGUUUUUGUGCAGUGUAUGAUGGGAGCCGGGAACGUCUCUGCACUGUCCCGCCUCAGAUCAAAACCCUCGGAGUCUUCCUUAACAUUGGAGGGGGCACGCUGAGCUUCCACAACCCUCUGACCCGGGAGCACCUAGCUACGCUGCCUACGCGCUUCAACCCUGCUGGAGUUGUCCCGGCUCUGGGCCUGGGCCAGGGUCGACUGAGGCUGCGCUGCGGCCUCCCUCCUCCCCCUCAUGUGUUCCUCAGCAAGGACUCGGCCUACAGGGGGCCUUGUGGGGCUGGCGGUGGCCGGUGGCGCAGGGAGAUUCCCUUCCAGUCGGUGAGGAAAGUGAUCCAGAAGUUUGAGGAGCUGACUGUGUCGGACUCAGACUCUGGCCUGGUGUCCAGUUUUGGAUCGUCCUGCUCCACCUUGGCUUCCCUUCCAGAUCUGGGGAUUCCUGGGAUGUUUCCCUCUGGGCAAGCAGGACAGGAGACUUUGGCUGAAUAAAAAACCCUUCAAUGGCAGCAUCAGAAACACACCCACUGCUCCCCGGAGUGUGUGAUCUUUGGCUGUCAUUUGAAAGGCUAAUUUUGCAUCUUGAAGGACUCUUGGCUGCCUCUUUCAACGCUUUGCAUGACCUCUGCAAUUGACUCUCUCCCCAGGAUGCAGCCCUCAACCAAACAACCCCCACUGGUUUGGGAUCGGGCCAGAGAGUCCUCUGUAAUGUAACAUGUGAAGAAUAGGUGGCAGAGGGACUCCUUGUUUUGUCUCUGGCCCUGUUCAGACCUGGCAUUGACUUGCGUCCUGGGUGACAGCUCUAAGUACAGGUAUGAACGCAUUCAAGACGCUUUGAGGACACAUUGAGAUCCGAUCGCUCAGACCACAUUCAGAGGUGGUCUGGGCAACAUAUGUCCACAUUCUUUCAGCAGUGUAUACGCAGACAGACGCAAGCGCUUGUCUGCCUCUCAGCAUGGAACCGGCUUCUGUGCUCUACUCUAUUCUCUAUACAGCUGUA
Molecule: messenger RNA, 2241 nt
Organism: Sebastes umbrosus (honeycomb rockfish)
Lineage: Eukaryota; Metazoa; Chordata; Actinopteri; Perciformes; Sebastidae
Exons: 8
Coding region: 336-1733 (465 amino acids)
Source: RefSeq, a predicted model, not a curated record